AUGCACGGCGUGCGGGGAAAAUGCCUGGCCCUCAGACUUGAAACGCAAACGCGAGCGGUCAAGCCCGCCUUACCGCAUCGGCUGUGCUGGACGGCGGGGCGCCUCUUGUCAAAGAAGAUCGACAUUGUCGCAACGAGGAGCAGGAUACCAAUCCAGAUAUGUGUACGUUAUUGCCAUGUACACUGGCUGGCGGAGAUCAAAGUCAGCAGCCGGCCGACGCCAGGGAUCUGCCCAAUCAGUCUACUACUAUACACUACUAAUCGUGCACGACAUCUCUUCCCGUUCGAGGGCGGCAUGCAUCUGCAUCCGUGA
Messenger RNA from Bipolaris victoriae FI3, 312 nucleotides. RefSeq lists its product as hypothetical. Lineage: Eukaryota; Fungi; Ascomycota; Dothideomycetes; Pleosporales; Pleosporaceae. Bases 1 to 312 code for a protein of 103 amino acids. The record is from RefSeq and is a predicted model, not a curated record. The transcript has 2 exons.